Molecule: messenger RNA, 2199 nt
Organism: Hydra vulgaris (swiftwater hydra)
Lineage: Eukaryota; Metazoa; Cnidaria; Hydrozoa; Anthoathecata; Hydridae
Product: collagen alpha-1(XXVII) chain
Cellular component (GO): extracellular matrix
Source: RefSeq, a predicted model, not a curated record
AUAUUUGACGCCUUAUUCACCACAUGAAUUUCGUUGCUCAGGGCCACAAGGACCACCUGGAAAAAUGGGUUUGCCUGGCAAUCGUGGUCAUCCUGGAAAAAUAGGGCUACUUGGAGUAGCCGGACCACCAGGCGAACCGGGAGAAAGAGGAGUUACUGGUGAAAAAGGAAACUUAGGCUUUACUGGUCCUACAGGAAUGCAAGGUGAUAUUGGACCGCCCGGAGAUGUAUGUCUUACCAACGCAGGUGAAAAAGGAUAUUCAGGUAAACCAGGAUUACAGGGUGCACCUGGACCAAUAGGAUUACCAGGAGAAAAAGGUCCGACAGGUAAACGUGGUAUUAAAGGCGAUACAGGUGAACCAGGACUAAAAGGAAUUAACGGUGACAAAGGUGAUAGAGGAACCACUGGCAUUGAAGGUCAAAAAGGUCGAAAAGGUGAGUGCGGGAUGCCUGGAGAAAAAGGAAAAAUGGGAAAUCCUGGAGUUGAAGGAGAUUCUGGGAAACAAGGCAACCCAGGAAAACGUGGUUUAAAUGGAAAUCCUGGAAAGCCUGGUAAUGAUGGUACUCCAGGGUUAGAUGGCCAAAAAGGUAUUGAUGGUCAAAAAGGAAAACAAGGAGAAAAAGGUAUAAAAGGAGAGCCUGGUGCUAAAGGAGAAUGUGGGUUAGCGGGUAAGAAAGGAUCGAAAGGUGAAAAAGGUGCUAUUGGAAAAAAAGGAGAACAGGGAUCAAUAGGUGCGCCUGGAUUUAGAGGAUCUCCAGGGAUGAAUGGUGUAAAAGGAGAAAAAGGCAACAUUGGCAAACCUGGAGUGGAAGGACCGCAAGGAAAAGAUGGUGUGAAUGGUGAAAAUGGUUCUGAUGGUGAUCAAGGAAAUGUUGGUAUAGAUGGAAAUCCAGGUAAACUCGGCAAUGACGGCAUUAGAGGAGAACCAGGCUCUGUAGGUAAUCAAGGAAAUAAUGGUGCUAAUGGAAAAGAUGGAGAAAACGGGGCACCUGGUCAACAAGGUCAAAAAGGAGAAAUGGGUCCAAAAGGUUUAAAGGGAGAAAGAGGUUGCAUAGGAGUACCAGGAAAGAAAGGAAACGUUGGAAUUUCAGGCGAAAAAGGAGACAGAGGCUUUCCAGGACCUGAUGGGGUUCAAGGAGAAAAAGGAAGUGCUGGUGAAAAAGGCUCAAGUGGUGUAAAAGGCUUGCCUGGUUUACAAGGCAAAAAAGGAAAAGAAGGAGCACAAGGAAUUAGAGGAUAUAGAGGUGCAAAAGGUGAAAAAGCAGAGCAAUGCAGUCCUGGGAUUAAAGGUGACGCUGGAAUCCCAGGAAAUUUAGGACCACCAGGAGAAAAUGGACCAAUGGGCUAUCCAGGAAACAAGGGUGAAAAAGGUUCAGAUGGAGACGCAGGUGAUACCGGCUAUCCAGGAGCUAAUGGAAUACAAGGAAGUCCAGGAUUACCCGGUAAAAAAGGUAGAACAGGAAUGAAAGGAAACCAAGGAGAGAAAGGAAACAAAGGAGUUUCUGGUCAUCCUGGCCUUAAAGGAUCAACUGGUGCUCCAGGAUCACAAGGACUACCGGGGGAUGAAGGCUUUCAAGGUCCUAUAGGAGAAAAAGGAGAUGUGGGUCUGCCAGGAGCAAUUGGAGCAACUGGUGUCCCUGGGGAAUCCGGAGAUAAAGGUGAAAAAGGUUUUAUCGGAGAGAACGGAAAAGAUGGCGAGAACGGACUACCAGGCACGAAAGGGGAAAAAGGAGAUGAUGGCACUCAAGGGCUUCAUGGAAAGAAAGGGCCAAAAGGAAAAGAAGGACCACCAGGACUGCAAGGCUUGACGGGAAAGACAAGCGUCUUAACAUGCAGCUUUCGAGAAAAUAAAGCGCAAUCGGUCGUUAAGUGUAAGCAGGAUGAAUUUGCUACUUGCUGUUCGUGUGAUUCGUCAAGCUCUGGUUAUAAAAUUAAAUAUGGCAAUGUAUGCGUAUGCCUCGGAUCAGUUAUUGGAGACUAUAGUUUUGGAAACUAUGCCGGUGCUAUUUGUUGUAACUUAACUAACAAUUUAAUGAAAAAACCGUAUGAAGAAACAAAAAAACCAUAUGAAGAAACAAAAAAACCAUAUGAAUCGAUGGAUAGUUUUUAAAGGUUUCGCAUUAAAACUUGCAAAUAAUCUUUAAUUUAGUAAAUCUUUACGCUAGACAUAUAUUUGAAAUUUGUAAAUUUGUAAAUUCU